Peromyscus californicus insignis is the source of this 1689-nucleotide messenger RNA. RefSeq names its product aph-1 homolog A, gamma-secretase subunit (gene Aph1a). Lineage: Eukaryota; Metazoa; Chordata; Mammalia; Rodentia; Cricetidae. Gene Ontology annotation, cellular component: membrane; gamma-secretase complex; endoplasmic reticulum. Gene Ontology annotation, molecular function: protein-macromolecule adaptor activity. The record is from RefSeq and is a predicted model, not a curated record. The transcript has 7 exons. Gene Ontology annotation, biological process: protein processing; Notch signaling pathway; positive regulation of catalytic activity. The coding region runs from base 174 to 971 and encodes 265 amino acids.
CCUUCGUCCGGGGUUUCGGUGCCCCCCCCUUCCCCUUCCCCGGGGUCCGGGGGUGACAUUGCACCGCGCCCCUCGUGGGGUUGCGUCGCCGCCCCACGCGGACUCCCCCCCGGCGCGCGGCUCCCACUCGCCUCCCUUGGCCGGGGCUCCCUCCCGCCCCCAGCUGCCCAGUCAUGGGGGCUGCUGUGUUUUUCGGAUGCACCUUCGUCGCGUUCGGCCCAGCCUUCGCCCUUUUCCUGAUCACUGUGGCUGGAGACCCGCUUCGGGUGAUCAUCCUGGUCGCGGGAGCCUUUUUCUGGCUGGUCUCCCUGCUCUUGGCCUCUGUGGUCUGGUUCAUCUUGGUCCAUGUGACAGACCGAUCAGAUGCCCGGCUCCAGUAUGGCCUCCUGAUUUUUGGUGCUGCUGUUUCUGUCCUUCUACAGGAAGUGUUCCGCUUUGCCUACUACAAGCUCCUUAAGAAGGCAGAUGAGGGCUUAGCAUCGCUGAGUGAGGACGGACGAUCACCCAUUUCCAUCCGCCAGAUGGCCUAUGUUUCUGGUCUCUCCUUCGGUAUCAUCAGUGGUGUCUUCUCUGUUAUCAAUAUUUUGGCCGAUGCACUUGGGCCAGGUGUGGUUGGGAUCCAUGGAGACUCACCCUAUUACUUCCUGACUUCAGCCUUUCUGACAGCAGCCAUUAUCCUGCUCCACACCUUUUGGGGAGUUGUGUUCUUUGAUGCCUGUGAGAGGAGACGGUACUGGGCUUUGGGCCUGGUGGUCGGGAGUCACCUGCUGACGUCAGGACUGACAUUCCUGAACCCUUGGUAUGAGGCCAGCCUGCUGCCGAUCUAUGUAGUCACUGUGUCCAUGGGGCUCUGGGCGUUCAUCACAGCUGGAGGCUCCCUCCGAAGUAUCCAGCGCAGUCUCUCGUGCCGACGGCAGGAGGACAGUCGGGUGAUGGUGUAUUCUGCCCUGCGCAUCCCACCCGAGGACUGAGGGAGCAUGGGGGGGGACCCCUGGGCCUGGGGUGCCCUCCCGACCUCCUCCUGUAUUUCUCCAUCUCCAGUUCUGGACAGUGCAGGUUGCCAAGAAAAGGGACCUAGGUUAGCCAUGGCCCUGGUGACGAAGUUACCGGAGGCCCAAGGGUAGAUGAGUUCAGUUUUCCAGUAUCUCCUGCCCAGACUGGACAGCUUGGUCUUUUUCUCAGGUCUGAAAGGAACCAUUUUUGGUAUGAUAAUGACCCCAGAAAUGCCUUUUUUUUUUUUUUAAAGUGUGGGGGGGGGAGGUAUACUGGGAGCUUCCUAACCUCCUGUGGGGCUGUACUUUUGCUCCUGAAACUGCUGAUCAUGGCUCAUUUCUAUCCCACUUUCCCCUUGGUCCCAGGCCCUGGGGAAAAGGAAGGAAGUGCAUGUUUGGGAACUGGUACCACUGGAACUCAUGUUUUAAUGUCCGUGACCAUCAGCACCCCUCCUCUCCCCAAGGUGAAGUGGAGGGUGCCAUGGGGGUUGGUCCAUUCCAUGGCAGCGCCCCUGGAGGAGUCAGACUACCAUGGCAUUACAGGCCAAGAGGGCAGACAUUUUUUCUAGUUUUUAAUUGGGGUGUGGGAGGGCUGGGGAGGUUUUCUAUCACUGUGUCAUUUUUCUGCUGAGGGUGGGAUAUCCCAUCCUUUUAAUCAAGGUGAUUGUGAUUUUGACUAAUAAAAAGGACUUUAUAA